ACCAACUUGCAGCACUUGCUAAAGAACGUGUUCCAACAAAUACUAUUAAAAACACAGAAGGAUGGAUUAAUAUUAUGAAUCAGUGGCAGUCAGAUGUCAAUUAUAAAGAACCAUUAGAAAAUCAAGAUAAAGAAACCAUUGAACUUCAAGUUUCUCAAUUUCUAUGUGGUGUAACAACUAAAAGUGGUGGACGUUAUUCAAGAACAUCAUUAAAGAAUGCUUUAUCUGCAAUUAAUCGACAUCUUCAAAAUAUCAAACCUGAUUUUCCUAAUUUAUAUGCACAGUUUGAUGGUUUACUUAAAGAUAUGAAAAAAAAGGGGCUUGGUGAAUUCAAAUCUACGGAUAGGUUAACUACUGAAGAGAUUCAGCACAUAUUGAUUCAUGAAGUUCUGGAUCCAAAUACUCUAUUAGGAUUAUUAAAACGAGUUUUUUUCUGGAUCUCUAUACUGGGUGCUGCAAGAGGCAGUGGUAUAGAAGAAAAUCAGUUCAACUUAGUUAUACCUUUUCUAUCUGAUUCAGAAGACAUUUCAGGACCAAAUGCUGAUUUAAGAAAUAUUAUGGAAUUAUUUAAUAUUGGAGUGUCUGAAAAUACUGGUUGUGCAAUUAGUAGACAUAAAUUUUCUGGUGGAUAUUACGCUUAUGCCAAACCUACAGAUAGUCAUAAAAGAGAAGCAUUAGCUAAUAUUCUCAACAAACUAAUCAAUAUCACUGAAACAACACAAAACUCGAUUAUUAAUACAACACUACUUAAUAAAUUGGUACAAGACUCACUUGAAUAUAAUAACCCUGAACCUGAUGAUAAUGAAGAAUUACGAAGCAUUAGAUCUGAUGAUGAUGAAUUAAGUGAUGUGGAUUUAAAUAAUUCAGCACAAGAGCAAAACGAGCAUGAAUUUUAUGGAAAAUUUCAUACUGCCUGA
Racocetra fulgida is the source of this 917-nucleotide messenger RNA. The record is from the annotation of a GenBank genome assembly. NCBI's taxonomy places the organism in Eukaryota, Fungi, Glomeromycota, Glomeromycetes, Diversisporales, Gigasporaceae.